This is a messenger RNA of Cuscuta europaea, 1338 nucleotides long. Lineage: Eukaryota; Viridiplantae; Streptophyta; Magnoliopsida; Solanales; Convolvulaceae. The record is from the annotation of a GenBank genome assembly.
CUGGUAAUAUUCUCUUAAUGUUAUUGAAAAAAUCAAUUAAAACAUAACAAGGGCGAAAGUAAGAUAAAAAGGGGCACUUCUAUUUUAAGAAUUUAAACUUUAUACUCCAAUUUUUACAAAAUUGUCUUUAAAUUACCUAUAUUUUGGAAAUUGCUCAAUUGCCCCUAGAAAAAUGGUGGGAAAUUAAGCGAACGAAACCCUAUCAUUAACUUGGCCCGCCUCCCUCCGAAUUGCACUCCGAUUUGAACACUCCUAAUCUCUCCUCCUUUAUUUUAAUGACUUCCUCAGGAAUCGCAUGGUUUAAAUUCCUUAACCCCUCCCCAUAUUUAAGCCGCCGAUUAUUUCUGUAACCAUUUUUACAGCUUCAAAAUAAAAAGAAUGGAGAACGACGACGAGGGAGGAAGAAACGGUCCAACAUGCGCUGCAUGCAAGCACCAGAGGAAAAAAUGCAAUCCCAACAAUUGCGUUCUUCGGCCCCACUUCCGAUCGGACCGGAUGCGAGAGUUCGAAGCGGUUCACAGAGUUUUCGGCAUAGCGAACAUGUCAAGAAUGCUUCGGGAUCUCAGCGGCCACGAAGAACGGCACGAAGCCACCAAGUCUUUCAUGUGGGAAGCCAGGGCUUGGGAGCAAGACCCGGUUCGUGGUCCGCUCGGCCGGUUCAACCAGUUACAGCGAGAGAACAAGGACUUGAAGACUCAACUGUUGCGGUUCAGAAUCAACGCACUUCCAAUUUUACCUCUCCCGACGCCACCGCUGCUGCCUCCGUCGCCGUCAUAUUCGGGAGGUACCGAUUGUAUUCACAUCUUACAGAAUUUAAUGACUAUAUCUCCAGGUCAACAUCAAGGUCAACUCCGAGAGAACCAUGUGACUGUUAAUACUAGCCCUAAUAGUCAUCAGUUUAGACAAUAUUGUUGCAAUAAUAAUAAGCAAACCCCGAUUUAUCGUCCGAAUGAUCCGGAACCAGUCUCGGUACUGUAUCAUCCUCCCAACAAUCCAAUCAGCCAGCGAUCGGAUAACAAUGACUUCGCAGAAGCAAAAUUUCAAAGAGUUUCUAAUAAGCAUGAUCAAGAUCAUUUGUUCAAAUUUGCAACAAAUCUUCCGAUCAUGCCCCCGAAAGGUGAUGAUGAUGAUCUUGCUAUGUACGGCUCGUUACCGAGAAAUAAUGAGGUGUAGAGCUAGCAAUAGUACUAAUGGAUCAAGGUGUCUAUAUUCAAAGAUAUAUUGAUUCUCUUUGUUGCUGAUGUAUUUGGGUUUAGAAUGAAUAUUAUAAACAGAUGAGACAUUCUAUUGCAUGUGUUUAAUUUCUUCAUCCACUUUUCUUGCUUAAAUUUAUUAAGA